CAGCUUUUGACUGUUGUCUGUUUGCAUUUCACCAAAACUUUUAACAAGUUUCAUUUAUAUUUUUAAAAACGUUAUUUUAUAAACCUAUAAAUUUUACCCAGUGUCUUUAACUUUCCGAUUAUAUUAUAAACAAAACCCAAAAAUGAGUAGACAUUUAAAAGCAUUAAUUGGACCGUCUAUUCUUAAUUCAGAUUUAUCUAAACUUUACGAAGAAUCACAGAAAUUGUUAGACAAUGGAGCUGAUUAUUUGCAUUUAGAUGUAAUGGAUGGACAAUUUGUACCUAACCUUACUUUUGGCCAUCCCGUUGUAAAGUGCCUCCGAAGCAGAAUAAAAGAUGCAUUUUUUGAAACUCAUAUGAUGGUUGCUAACCCUGAACAGUGGAUAGCACCAAUGGCUGAUGCUGGGGUAAAUCAAUAUACAUUCCAUAUAGAGCCUGUAGAUAAUGUGGAGCAAGUUUGUAGAAAAAUCAAAGAAAAUGGCAUGAAGGUUGGUGUAGCUAUUAAACCAGGAACCCCAGUCUCAGAAGUGGAGAAAUAUAUAUCCAUAGCAGAUAUGGUGCUAAUUAUGACGGUAGAACCUGGUUUCGGAGGCCAGAAGUUCAUGGAGGACCAGAUGGAGAAAGUUCGCUACUUGAGGGAACAAUAUCCUCUUUUGGAUAUAGAGGUGGAUGGGGGGGUUGGUCCUGCUACUAUAGGAUGUUGUGCUAGUGCUGGAGCAAAUAUGAUUGUAUCGGGGACUGCCGUCACUGGGUCAAAAGAUCAAGCCGUAACUAUCAAACUAUUGAGAGAUACAGUGCGGAAGGCCAUUCUAAAAUAGCUCAUACCAAGUUUAACAUAAAUCGAAUAUUAUUGUUAAGUACUUAAAGUACACAUUCCUAUAAGCAUAGUCUUCCAUUUUGAUAGGUUAUGGUUGAAUAAAAAUUUUAUUUUUUU
Molecule: messenger RNA, 933 nt
Organism: Colias croceus (clouded yellow)
Lineage: Eukaryota; Metazoa; Arthropoda; Insecta; Lepidoptera; Pieridae
Gene: Rpe
Product: ribulose-phosphate 3-epimerase
Exons: 4
Coding region: 143-817 (224 amino acids)
Biological process (GO): carbohydrate metabolic process; pentose-phosphate shunt; pentose-phosphate shunt, non-oxidative branch
Cellular component (GO): cytosol
Molecular function (GO): D-ribulose-phosphate 3-epimerase activity; metal ion binding
Source: RefSeq, a predicted model, not a curated record